CUCUGAGAGAGAUGGAGGCCAAAACACCAAACAAUAACAAUGCUUUGGAGAAGUACUCAAACACUAUCCAAAGCACAAUAAACAAUGCCAAUAAGAAAUCCUGUCCCCUAAAGCUAAUCCAACACGAUCAGACGACUAUCGCAUGGUGGUGUCACGAGUUGGAUCACCUCAGGAAGAUGGCUAGGACAUCCUUUAAUAAGGCAAGAACCACAAAACUCAAAGAGGACUGGGAUACUUACAAAUCUCACCUCAGAGAAUACAAAAAAAAUCGUCACACAAAAACAGAAAGAUGCAUGGAGAUCCUACUGCGAAGAAAUCGAAGAUUUCCCGCAGGCAGCGAGGCAUCAAAAAGCUCUCUCAAAAGAUCCACACCGAAGCAUUGGUGCGCUAAUCAAAGGGGAUGGCACGAAAACUGCCAACCUCGAAGAUAA
Molecule: messenger RNA, 431 nt
Organism: Psylliodes chrysocephalus
Lineage: Eukaryota; Metazoa; Arthropoda; Insecta; Coleoptera; Chrysomelidae
Source: the annotation of a GenBank genome assembly